AUGUCCCAAACUGUCAUCCUUCCGGAUAGAGCGCAACCAUUAGCAAACUAUCCGCAUGCUCGUAAGGUUGGAGGUUUUAUUUUUGUUUCCGGAGUUUCUUCGAGGAGGUCAGACAAUUCAUACGAAGGGGUAAAGGAGCUACCGACUGGAGCGUUUGAACUAGAUAUUCGCGAACAAACUAGAGCUGUAAUUGAGAACAUUGAUACAAUCCUUAAAGCAUCCGGGGCGUCGUUGGAGAAUGUGGUAGACUUAACAGUAUUUUUAAUAGACAUGAAAGAUUAUUCUGGUUUUAACGAGGUUUACAAUAAAUAUUUUGAUGCGAAAACUGGGCCUGCAAGAACGACUGUGGCCGUUAAGGAACUUCCCUCGCCAAAAUUGUUAAUUGAGAUUAAAGCAACAGCUUGGGCAAAUAAACUUAUCUCCCUCUCUUUUAACAUCCCUUUCGUCAUGUCAAAGGAAUUCAAAGUUCUCUACUUUGCAUCAGCUCGUGAUGCUACCAAUGCUUCAUCAGAAACAAUUCCUUUUCCGACUACAAAUUUGUCUUUAUCGCUUCAAGAUUUAACAACUUUGUUGAAAGCUCGACAUGAAAAACUUGGUCCAAUACUUGAUAACUCCAUGUAUGCGAUUAAUAUGCAAUAUGUUGAAAAGAAUGAUACUUCUAUCACUGUUAAACCUGACGAUGAAGUUGCUAUAAUUCCACCCGUCUCGGGAGGUUAA
Acaulospora morrowiae is the source of this 717-nucleotide messenger RNA. The record is from the annotation of a GenBank genome assembly. NCBI's taxonomy places the organism in Eukaryota, Fungi, Glomeromycota, Glomeromycetes, Diversisporales, Acaulosporaceae.